UUCAACCUCUCUCAUCCCAUCCCUUUCGCUGUCGACAAUCAAUCGCGGUUCUUCGCGCCAUCGCCCAUCAUGUGUACGUGCAAACCAAGAAACAUCAACCCUGGACCCGAUUCCCUCUGCUAUCCUGUUUUUCCUGUCGGCGGUUGUUUGAUGGGGGAGGAAAAUUGAAAUAUUGCGGAAGAGAAGGGAUUUCAGGAUGGCGACACACCAGACAGAAGGAGGAUAAGGAGGAGGACGAGGACGAGGACCGGGGGGGUGUUCAACCACGAGGGAACAAAGAACAAAAAGGCUGACUCGGUUUUUUUUCUCGACUUUUAGCGCUCGUGUCCGGCGAGAAGACGAACUUCCAGUACAUUCUGCGUCUGCUCAACACCAACGUUGAUGGCAAGCAGAAGAUCAUGUACGCCUUGACCCAGAUCAAGGGUGUUGGUCGCCGUUACUCCAACUUGGUCUGCAAGAAGGCCGAUGUUGAUCUCAGCAAGCGCGCUGGUGAACUCACCACCGAAGAGCUCGAGCGUAUCGUCACCAUCCUCCAGUCCCCCACCCAGUACAAGAUCCCCACCUGGUUCCUCAACAGACAGCGCGACAUCACCGAUGGCAAGGACUCCCAGGUUGUGUCCAACUCCCUCGACAGCAAGAUCCGUGAGGACCUUGAGCGCCUGAAGAAGAUCCGCUCCCACCGCGGUCUCCGUCACUACUGGGGUCUCCGUGUGCGCGGUCAGCACACCAAGACCACCGGUCGCCGUGGUCGCACCGUCGGUGUCAGCAAGAAGAAGAACUAAGCCAGACUGCAAAAAACGGGAUCGGAUCACCUUCUCUGCUUUGGUUUCUUCAUGCUGGCUGGAGUCGAUUGUCGGGAGCGGGAUUCCUUUUUGUUGUAUGUUGGUGUGUGGUUUUUUUUAACGAAUCUUCCGCGGACCGGAUCAUAAUAAAAGUGCCGAGUCCAAAAAUGAAAAGAAUCAUACCAAUGUGAAUGAAUACCAAAUCACCCUCUUCUGGUCGUAGGCUGCAGUUAGGAAUAAGGAAUGCUGUGUCGGGGUGGCAAUCUCCUUCCAUUAUGAUGCCUGGUCUAUCUUAAAUGGUCUUCAUAUGUGUAGCAACACUGGCUUGUACACGACGUAAGGUGAUGUCUUUGAUUUGAUAUGUAG
This is a messenger RNA of Aspergillus heteromorphus CBS 117.55, 1148 nucleotides long. RefSeq names its product 40S ribosomal protein uS13. Gene Ontology annotation, cellular component: cytosol; small ribosomal subunit; ribosome. The coding region runs from base 399 to 782 and encodes 127 amino acids. The record is from RefSeq and is a predicted model, not a curated record. Gene Ontology annotation, biological process: translation. The transcript has 2 exons. Gene Ontology annotation, molecular function: structural constituent of ribosome; RNA binding. Lineage: Eukaryota; Fungi; Ascomycota; Eurotiomycetes; Eurotiales; Aspergillaceae.